Messenger RNA from Maudiozyma barnettii, 936 nucleotides. RefSeq names its product aldo-keto reductase superfamily protein. Gene Ontology annotation, molecular function: oxidoreductase activity, acting on NAD(P)H as acceptor. Lineage: Eukaryota; Fungi; Ascomycota; Saccharomycetes; Saccharomycetales; Saccharomycetaceae. Bases 1 to 936 code for a protein of 311 amino acids. The transcript has a single exon. The record is from RefSeq and is a predicted model, not a curated record.
AUGUCCUUCCACCAAGACUUUUUUACUUUAAAUAAUGGGAAUAAAAUCCCUGCUGUAGCCGUUGUUGGUACUGGUACAAGAUGGUACAAACAAAAAGAAACACCUGAAAAUGUUAACAGCGAGUUGGUUUCACAAAUUGAAAAAGCUUUGACUUUACCAGGAAUUGUCCACAUUGAUGCUGCUGAGGUCUAUAGAACAUACCCUGAAGUGGGUAAAGCUUUAAGUCAAUCUAAGAAACCAAGAGAUGAAAUCUUUAUCACUGACAAAUAUUCUACUCAAUUGAAGGUCACAGAAAACCCAAUUGUUGGACUAGACACUAGUUUGGAGAGAUUAAACAUUGACUAUGUUGACCUAUAUUUGUUACAUAGUCCAUUUGUUAGUAUUGAGAAGAAUGGUUUUACAUUGGAAGAUGCCUGGAGACAAAUGGAAAAAUUGUACAAAGAUGGGAAAACUAAGAAUAUCGGUGUCUCUAAUUUCUCCGUGGAAGAUCUAGAGAAGAUCUUAACUAUCUGUGAGAUUAAACCUCAAAUCAAUCAAAUAGAAUUCAAUGCCUUCUUGCAGAAUCAAACUCCAGGAAUUGUUAAAUUCUGUCAAUCUCAUGAUAUUGUUCUGGAGGCUUAUUCUCCAUUAAGUCCAUUACAAAAGAGACCUGAAAACUCCGAAAACGAUCAAUUUUAUAAGUUUGUCGAAAGUUUAACCAUCAAAUACUCAAAGACUGAGGCUCAAAUUCUAUUGCGUUGGGUAACUAGACGUGGGGUUGUUGCAGUGACUACCUCAUCAAAAUUCUCUAGAGUUCAAGAUGCUCAAAACUUGUUUACUUUCGAUUUAACUGAUGAGGAAGUUGAAGAAAUUACUAAACUAGGUCUGAAACAUAAAGCUCAAAGACUAUAUUGGAAUGAAGAGUAUGACAAAUAUAAUGUCCAAUCCCAAAAUUAA